AUGCUGGCGACCAGAACUAUUUGUCUGAUUUUACUUGCAUUCUGUGCUGGACAUGUUGAUGGUGCUAAGAUCAUGUUCUACAAUGGCGCCAGAAUUGCGCAUUCUCAUAUGUUGUUUAUGGGGAAAAUUGCGGAUAUUCUGCACGAUGCCGGGCAUAACGUGGUAAGUAGAAUACAAGGUGAUUCAUGUCUGGAUUCUCUUGACCUUGUUUUGUCAAUUACUUGGAUUGUCUUGAACAAAAUUUAUACAAAAUAUUACAUACUACACCCCGACUCUGACACGUUCUGAUUACUAUUUACUCAGAUCGCUAAGCAGCCGCUGAGGAUAUGUGCGGUUCGAUUGUUUGGGGGACCUCAAAACAGGUCUUUCUGACUUUUUUGAUUCCAAAUACCACAGUUUUUACGCUCGCGAAUUGAAUCCUUGUCGAAACGUUGGCAACACGGAGUGGUUACCGAUUGUGGAUACUAUCCUUGGCUUCCGGUGAUAGUGGUUAAAAUAAAUUUGUUUGAAAAAAAAACAAAAAAGGGGGAAGACUUUUGUUCCAACCUAAAACAUAUAUUCUUUGUGCCCAGCAGAUACGAUUUUUUAUCAAUCCAAUUUUUACGAUUAGAAGCCCUGCGGCAAACUCAAAUUAUUUGUUUUCCUCGUACACACCGAAUCAAGAAAAUUGGAUGUUUUUGAAAUGAAAACUAGAUGGGUUUUGGAAGACUCUAUGGGGUUUAAUAAAGGUGGCACACCUAGAAAAUUCGUCACCCAACCGAUUCCACGGACACGUUGAUUACAAAACUGGGUCUUUCACUUCCAAAGUUAUUGGUAAAAUAUAUUGGCAAAACUUUUUUGACUAAAUGCCCAAGUAUAUACCCAACAAAGAUUGAGUCAGCAGCUUGAAAAUUUAUAACAUCAGUCUGUUGAAAAAAUAAUGUGGAUUUGUCGCAUCAAAAUCUCUGAUCAGUCGUGUACCAAAAAAAGCGGUAAUGGGCGAUUCCAAAGCUUAACAAAUCCACAUUAUUCUCACGACACACUAAUAUUUAAAACAGCUAACUUAUCAUCAUUUUUAGACAUUCUACCAGCAAGAGACCUUCAAGAGUGUCAAUGUCGUUGGCGUUCGCAAAGCCAAAGCGAUCGUUCGGCCGGCCGCUGAGGAUAUGGGCGAAGAACCGCAUCAUGACGUCUGGCAUCCGGACAAAGGGCUUGUGGCAAAUCUGGAGGUAAACUGGAAAGCCGUAUAAAGGUUCUAAAAAUUUUUUCAGAUGUUCAAAGUGUAUGCCAAUGCACUUUACAAGGCCUGUGAAUGUAAGGGCUUAUUUAAAAUAUUGUAGCUUAACUUUUUUCUUUAGCUCAAUUACUUGACAAGGAUCACAUUGAGCGGAUAAGGUCGGAAAAAUACGACAUGGCAAUACUCGAAUAUUUUGAUGUCUGCGGAUUGGCGAUCACUGAAAUGGCCGGCAUCAAAAAGUUCAUCACGACUUCUGCGUUGAUGGAGCAAAACGAAAUGCUAAAGGCGCUAGGACAUCCACUCAAUCUAGCGUUUGUUCCGAGUAAGUUUAGGUAUGGUCUGUCGAGAAAAUGAUGAGUUUGAUGUGGCAUCGAAAAUCGUAGCUUUGCACGUAAAACUGAGAUAAGCUAAAAGGAUCCGGUGAAUGGAUUGGCAUUUUGCCACAAAAAGAUGCAAAAAAACUUUUCGUUGCGAAAGAAAUGGGGAAUUUUUGGAGCGAGAGAGUACCUUUUUGCGCGUCUUUUCUCUGACUUCUCUGUAAAAUCAAAACGAAGUGUAAAAAACCGAUAGCGAAGGGUCUAUUCCGGUCAUCGGGCUGCUCAGUUUGUCGUUAAGAAAGUUGUAACAUUUUAAUUGAUACUGGCUAAGCGAAUCAGGCACUAACUGGGUUGCCUUGCGACGCAAUCGAAAAAACCGCAUGUUAAGCGUAUGCAAUUUUAAAAAGCAUGCAGCAGUACAAAGAUACUAUUAUUUGUCACUUGAAGGUAUGGGUGUUGAACACGGCUCUAGACUGACCUACUCCCAACGAGCACAGGCCCUCAUCGGGCAUCCAAUCAAGAUUAUGAUCUAUCGGCUAAUGUUUGGAGGCAUCCAUGCACUCAUUGACGAAAAGUUCGGAAGGCACUUUGAUUACGAGGGAACGCUAGCCAGAAGCUCAUACGUCCUAAUCAACGUCGACGAACAUCUGACUUUUCAGAUGCCGUUGAGCCGGAAAAUUGUCCACAUUGGUGGACUUGGACAGGAUGAGCCUCCGAAACCGUUGCCCAAGGUAUGCAAAGCGCUUGUUGGUAUAUGCCAAACUUUUUAUUAUACUAUUACAAAAUUUUUGAUUUUUUAGGACUUCAAAUCAAUCGUUGACAAAUCCAAGAACGGCGUUGUGAUUAUCUCAUUCGGAACGAUUGCGCAAAGCUCCAUAAUGCCUCCGGAGAAAAAGCAGAGCAUCCUGGAUACGGUGAAAAAGUUCUCUCAGUACGAUUUCAUCUGGAAAUACGAGGUCCAAGAUGACGUUGGAAGCAAUCUCACAAAUUUGCAUAAAGCUAAAUGGAUCCCACAAACUGACCUGCUCGGUGAGCAGCGUAAACUAAAUCAAGAUUUUUUUGCAUUUAGCUCAUCCAAAGGUCCUGGCCUUCCUCACUCACGGCGGGUUGAACAGUGUUAGUGAGACGGCUCAUCGAGGAAAGCCAUUCGUUUGUGUUCCAUUGUUUGCCGACCAGAACACCAAUUGUUUCGCUGGAGAGGAGAAAGGCAUCGGAUUGGUCGUGUUGAAGGAUAAGAUGGCUGCAGACUUGUUGAUAAAUGCGUUGGAUCAGGUGUUGCAUAAUCCGAAGUAGGUUUUAUAUUAUAUUUUUGUAAAGGAUUGAAACCCUCGGCAUUGAAUCGCCUUCAAAUCUUGACUGGGCUAUGCAGAACAUUUCUGAAGUUUUUAAAAAACUAGCUGAUAAGUAAUCGAACUUUGUCACCAAACACCAAGAACUCAAGUUUCAAUUUUAGAAAGUUACAAUCAUCAUUUUUUUCUUUGAAAAAAACUCAAAACCCCUCAUCUCCUGCAUUUUUCCUAUCAGUUUUAAGUUUUUCAACGUAUUAGUCAUGCUAAUCGCUCUUUAAAGAUUUAAACUCCGCGCCCAACAUUUGGCAGGGAUGAUGUCGGCGAAGCCCUUCCAACCUCGCGACAGAAUUGUCGGCUACGUCAACCAUGCGCUAAGGUUCGAUGUCCACAGUACGCUAGACUUGCCCUCCCGACAUCUGACCUUUGUCCAGUACCAUUUCAUUGACGUCAUUGCACCACUCCUCCUGUCGGCGACGAUAAUUCUCUUUGCUUGGCUCAAAUUUCUAGUGUUCGUUUAUCGAAGGGUCUGCGGCUCGAGGAAAAUAAAGAAUGAGUAAUUUCAAUCGACGGCGAGAGUUGAUAACAGCGUCAAAAAUAGGGGCUGAUACUGGAGCAAGUUCAGGAAUUCAGGAAUGCUGAUUUGUAGUUUCUAGGCCGGGUUGUUAGCCAUUGCAAAGUGGUCUUAUCAUUGUUCGGUCACAGGCGUCACACCGGCCUAUAUAACGAAACACAGAGCAAAUUAAAAACGGCUUAAAUCUGCAAGCCUCACGGAAAAAAUUCGGUCGGAAUCAAAAAAAAUGAUAGUCGCGUUCCUUGGGUUUUUCGCCUUGGUUACUGUAGCCAAUUCGGAAAACAUUUUGGUCCUAAACUCUGCCAGAACCUCACAUUCGCAUACCGCUUUUCUAGGCAAGAUUGCUGAUGUAUUGGCGGAUGCCGGACAUAACGUUGUAAGUGAGAAGCGAGCUGGCUUUUUUGUCGGUAUUUAUUUUUAUCCUAUUGUAUUCAGACGUUCUUUCAACAAGCCACUUGCCAAGGAAUUGGCAGAAUCGAAACCAAGAAGGCGAUGGUUAUUGAGCGGCCAUGUGUUGACGGAAAAUGCGACGAGAUCCCUGAGGUCAACUUGUGGAAAUCAGCGUUGACUGCGGCUGAAGAUUACAAGGUAAGUGUGUUACCAGCUGGCUGCAAUGUCAGGAAAGGCCAAUUGAUCCGGCAUGGUGAAGUGGAACAGCGAUCUUUUUAACAAUGAAGUGCUCCAAGUGCGACCCUUAGACUUUGAUAAGACUUGUCACAAAUUUAGAGAGCUUUUUUGCAAGGCAUAUGACAGACUUGUAGCUUGCGCUUUGCAGAAACAAUCGAGAUUUUUAGGUGAAAAUUUUGAAAAAACGUAUUAUUUUUUUGCGAAUUUUGGCAAGAAAAGUUUAAGCAUAUUUUUACGGUAGAGGGCAAUGUUUUCAAAAAAUGUCACUUUUCGCGCAAAACUGACAAUACCUUUUCCGGCCGCAAAUGUCGUUGGAUACUUCGAUUGCCGCUGCAAAGCGCGAGCUAAAAUUUUCAGGUAAAUUUUAUAAAAAAAUAGGGCUAUGUCCAAAGAGUAUCUUUUUAAACUUCAAGAAAAUUUGAGCCUUGUUCUUCGGUACUUCCUUUUUAAAUAUGGCUUUAUGCUGAUGCCACUUAUACAAACCUCAUUUCCAAUCUUUUAGAUGUUCGGUCUAUUCACAAGAUUGAUGGCAAAGAGUUGUAAAUGUAAGCUUAUCGUGUUUCUUUUACCCCAAGCCUUCUAGCGCAACUACAAGAUGAGAAAUUCAUCGAUUCGAUACGUUCGGCAAAUUACAAAAUAGCAAUCAUGGAAUACUUCGACUUCUGUGGCUAUGCGAUUGCGGAGAAAGCUGGAAUCAAAAAGUUCAUUGCUGCCACCGCAACAUUCCCUCAGCAUUUGGCACUGCGGCUGUUUGGGCAUCCCGUCAACCUUGGUUUUGUACCGGGUAAGAGAAUCGACGUAAAACUAAUGUUUUUUAGGCAUCAGCGAGAACCACGGAAGCAAACUGAGCUAUUUACAACGAGUCAAGGCGUUGCUUACCUAUCCUCUGAAGGUGUAUUUGCAAGAAAACUUUGGAAGGCCAGCUCUCGAAGUAAUAAGAGAGGUGUACAGAAAAGAUUUUGACGCCUACGACGUUGUGCACAAGAGCUCCUACUUCUUUGUGAACGCGGACGAACAAUUUGCUUUUCAACAACCGCUCAGCGAAAAAUUCGUUUUCGUUGGGGGAAUUGGGGAAACCACGGAAGUAAAAAAGUUACCAGAGGUAGGAAGACCGGAGAUUUUAUUGUUCAACUUUCUAAAACUUAUCAAAAAAAUACAGUGAGGGACCUGAUCCAGUGGCAAAACACGUACCAUUCAGCAUCCCGGAAGUAUGAGAAAAUCUAGCAAAAUGGCGGGCGCACACUUGCGGGCAACCAGUUUGCGGGCAAAUUUUUUGCGGGCAGCCACUUUGCGGGCAGCCGACAUUUGCGGCCAACACCGGCAUUUGCGGGCAGCCUGGGACAUUUGCGGGCAGGGUCGACAGUUGCGGGCAGCCUGGAACAUUUGCGGGCAGCCGACGUUUGCGGGCAACCGACACCUGAUUGUGAGGGUAACAGGGUGGACGUGGAAAAAUUACUAUGAUAUUAUAUUUUGGAAAUUUGCCGACAUUUGCGGGCAGCCGACUUUUGCGGGCAACCGGCAAUUGUGGAUAGCAAGGUGGAGGUGGAAAAAUUACUGCGAUAUUUUGGAAGUUUACCGACAUUUGCGUGCAGGCAAUACUUGCGGGAAGCCGACAUUUGCGGGCAACAGUUCCAAAAGUACCAAUACAGUCUGUGUGAUUGUUUUUUCCUGUUGCCCGCAAAUGUCGGUGGCCCGCAAAUGUCCAAGACUGCCCGCAAGUGUCUCAGCUGCCCGCAAAUGUUUCGGCUGCCCGCAAAUGUGACCCCCCAAAUUUUGCCCGCAAAGUGGUUGCCCGCAAAAAAUUUGCCCGCAAACUGGUUGCCCGCAAAGUGGUUGCCCGCAAGUGUCGCGACGCCUAGCUAAAAAAACCCUCUUUUUGAAAAGCGCGCCCUUUCCUUCACAAAAAGAGCGCGCGGGCCUUUGAAAUCGGAGCUUUUUCACUUGCAGAGAGAGGUGUUUUGCUACAUUUUUUCGACACUUCCCGGAUGCAAAGUGGUACGUUUUUUGCCAUUGGAUCAGGUCCGCCACUGUAUCAUUUUAGGAGUUUUCACUCGUCUUCGAAAAGCCCAGUCGUGGAGUGGUCUUUAUUUCAUUUGGAACUACAUCCAAAAGCUCCAUGAUGUCAGAAGAGCUCAAGUUGGAGAUUGUUAGAACAGCCAAAAGUCUUCCAGAGUACGAGUUCAUUUGGAAGUACGAAAUUGACGACACAAUCGGGCAAAACGUCUCGAAUUUGCAUAAAUUCAAAUGGGUCCCUCAAGCGGACUUGUUGGGUAAUUUUUGCUGAUAUUUUGAACACCCUUAUCGGCCAUUUUGAAUGAAAAACGAAAUACUUUUUUUUUUGAAUUUGAAAAUUUUUAGGACAUCCUCAAAUCCGUGCCUUCGUUUCUCACGGAGGAUUGAACAGUGUUUCGGAGACGAUCCGCAAAGGAAAGCCGUUUAUUUGUAUUCCGUUAUUUGGUGAUCAGUCCAACAACUGCUAUGCAGCAAAAGAGAAAGGGUUGGCCAUUAUUUUGCAUCGCCAUGAACUGAAUCAUCAAAAUCUGGUCAAAUCGUUGAAUGAAAUCCUGACGGAUGAAAGGUAGACCAUUUUCUUAGAAGUUGUUGCCUACAAACUCCUAGGCAUCGUUCGCAAGUGAAAAGAGAGAGUAUUCGAAGUACGACGGUCAUAUUUUUAUGAAGCUAUUCACAAAUUUAGAUCAGUUUUUUCUAAGACAUAGCAAGCAAACUCGCGCUUCGCAGAAAAGACGAAGAGUUUUACAAUUAGAUCGAAAGUCGACAAAAAUUAGGCACUUUUUUGUCAUGAAAACUGUCAUGCCUAUGUCUUAUUUAGAGGGUAAGGUAAUGAUUCUCAAAAAUUACUUUUUUUGGCGUAAUCUAGAAUGAGCAAAGUUAUAAGAAAACCUUAUUCUCUCCGUGCUCUUCGCGCUUUGAGUAGUAUCUCGACUGCAAAGAUCUUUGAAGUUCUCUGGUGCCCCUAAAAAGCGCAAACUAAAACUUUGACAAAUUGAUAUGUGGCCUAUGCCCAACAUGUAUGCAAAUUUUAAGGGAAAUCUGGGGACCCCUUGUGUCUGAUUGUUUUUCAAGCCCUCUAAGAUUCUUUGUUUUGGACAGGCUUCGCUGAAAAAUGAUUGUUAUGAAGAUCUCCAUUUCGAUUGAAAAAAGCAACCAAUAAUUGUCAUCUUUUCAGUUACCAAGAACGAAUCCAAGAAUUCUCCAAGAUGAUUGCUUCCAAGCCGAUUUCGUCCAACGAGCGAGUUGUGAAGCACACUGAAUAUGCGAUAAAGUUUAACCUCUCGCAAGUCUUUGACCUUCCAUGUCGAAGCUUAUCAACGAUUCAGUAUUACUUCAUUGAUGUUUUAAUUCCUGUUGCUAUUUUUGUCUUUGCAAGUUUGUACAUUUCAACUUGGCUAAUCAGAAAAUUAGUCUUGAGCAUGAGAAGUGUUGAAAAGCAUAAUAAGAAUGAGUAA
This is a messenger RNA of Bursaphelenchus xylophilus (pine wood nematode), 7487 nucleotides long. NCBI's taxonomy places the organism in Eukaryota, Metazoa, Nematoda, Chromadorea, Rhabditida, Aphelenchoididae. The record is from the annotation of a GenBank genome assembly.